Molecule: messenger RNA, 1309 nt
Organism: Actinia tenebrosa (Australian red waratah sea anemone)
Lineage: Eukaryota; Metazoa; Cnidaria; Anthozoa; Actiniaria; Actiniidae
Product: melanocortin receptor 5-like
Biological process (GO): G protein-coupled receptor signaling pathway
Cellular component (GO): plasma membrane
Molecular function (GO): G protein-coupled receptor activity
Source: RefSeq, a predicted model, not a curated record
CAAGAGUGAUAUGGAGCUUUGAAAGGCAGGAUGAUUUGUUUAGUCUAGAUCGAAACAGAAAAAAAAUCUAUUGGAGAGGGAAUAUACUUGAUAAUCUUAAAGACAUCUGAAACGCAGAAUAUCUUAAUUUCCGAAAUGAAUGACUCAACGAUUUGCAGUGACGAGUGGCCGCCCACUUUCCUGUCAUACGUAUCCAUGGUAACGUCAAUCAUCCUCUCAAUCGUGACCGUAUCAGGAAACCUAUUAGUUUGUCUGGCAAUAUUCAGGGAUCCAAAUAAGGAAAUGAAAUCACCUUUUACUCUCUUGAUUCUCAAUCUGUCGACCGCUGACCUGAUCGUGGGUGCAGUCACAGACUCGUUGUCCAUCACUUUCCACUACAAAGAAUCACAGCAUGACAUCACUGCGCGUUACCUUGAACGAGUCACACACAUGUGUUAUUACAUCUUCUGCAAGGCGUCACUACUGAGUCUUGCUGGCCUCACACUCGACAGAUACGUAGCACUGACGUCAUCCAACUGGUACAAGAGUCACGUGACAACCAAAGUAGCUGGGGUUGUGUCCAUAGGGAUCUGGCUGAUCUCCAUCACAGCCUCUUGGUUGUACUUGAACUAUGGAUUUGUUCGAUAUUCCUUCAUAUUUGCAAAUACUUCUAUACUACUCACUGUUAUAAUCUUAAUGUUAGCAUAUCUAGGAAUCAUUAGGAAGCUACGCAAACAAGUCUUUGAUCUAGAAAUGAUUCGCGCGCAAAAUACAGGCGCGCGCGCAAAAUGUCGCACAACGUUAUGGGAAAAAAAGCUAACUAAAACUUACCUUGCGAUGCUUGUAAUUUUCUUAACUUGUUUCCUGCCAUCGAUGGCUGCCAUUUAUGCCUUGAAUUUUUGUUCUUAUUGUAUGCGAAAUUGUACAACUUACCACAUUUUAAGAGAUGCCCAUUUUCUAUUGAUCUUGUGUUCUUCUCUCUUCAACCCUAUUCUUUAUGGAUGGAGACUUCCAAACUUCAGGCGUGCCUUUCUAAGCUUGAUCAAAUGCAAAGAUGGGGUUAGAGUAGACGUAUCUCCUUAUAAUGGCAACGUCAUCCUACAAAAUCAAACAAAUAUCCACAUAGAGUUGGAACUUGCAACCGUUACAGAAAGCAAGCAAGCGUCACACUUUCUUAAAUCAAGGACAUAAAACUGAAAACAAAGAGUUAAGAAAACAAAUAAUUUAGCAUCGUAAAGAUGCUAGAUUGUGAUGAAGUCAUCAUUUUUGUUGUUGCCUGACUUAAAACCAUGAGAAAGAUCCUUGGUCACGGGUCAAAAAGUUUGUAAAA